GUCCAGCACGCACUUUCGUGGGGAACCACUUUGCACUUUUCCCCUUGGUCUAUUUCUACCACUGAAUUUUCCUACUCAAGAUUCGUCCAUCUAGAUUGAUUGUUCUUUGGUCUUAUCCCUCCUGAUCUCCUCCUUUACUACCGCCGACCACCCUCCUUGGAUCACGAUGGAGGAGAGCUUGGCAAGCACUCCGCCCGCGCCCCGGUAUACCGGGAUGCGAUAUUUGGAUAUGGACACGGCAGAUAUCAUGUCGAUUAUGAUCAACUAUUCAUACAAUGGAGCAUGGUACUGUGUCCUCGUUGGCGCUCAAGAAGCUCGACCAGGCUAUGAACUGGAUCAAUCUAUCGAAGGGAAGAUCUUAAUCGAGCUUAGCGACCUGUCUUGGGGCGAAGAAAGCGAGGAGAAAGACAGAAAGAUCACCCAACUUCAGUCAGAUCUUGCAAGGCUCGCUGGGGAUGCCUGCCUCUUGCUCAUGAAAACACUGACACCACUUCCUGUCCCAGAGGAGCAAACCUUCCAGGAUCAUUUGUAUCCGGAGAUCCACACGCUGCAGGUCUUCACCGAAGGUGGCAAACUCGUCUCCCACAAGCUGGAUGGCUAUGACUUGCCCGAAAGACACCCUCCUAUCCCCGAGUCUAGGCUUCAAGAGAUUGGUCUCGACGAUACCAUCCCGGUUCUCAAGCCGUCAGAGAUUAUGUUAGGCACACGCCUCCAGGGCCUUGUCUGGAAAGUGAACGUCAACGGAGAAGAUAUGAUCUGCAAGAUAACGUUUGACAUAUUCGAAGACGCAAUCGGCCGGGAGCUCGAAACGUACCAGAAGAUUAGGAAUGCAGAUCUUGGGAACGACCUGAAGGUUCCCCAGCUGAAAGGAAUCAUUCAAUCCCACACCGGCGUGGUCGGGGUUCUCCUCGGCUACAUCCCGCACAAGCACCACAACCUGCGCCUGCUGCUGCAGGAUGUUGGGGACGGCACCCUCCCGGAGACAGAGGCCACGGCGUCGAUGAAGCGGAAGUGGGCUGGGCAGAUCAAGCAGUCGCUUGCGCAUCUGCAUAAGCUGGGGAUUCUGUGGGGGGACAUCAAGACGGACAAUGUUCUGAUUGACGAUAAUGGCGACGCUUAUCUUGUUGACUUUGGCGGGGGGAACACCGUGGGCUGGGUUGACCAUGAUAAGUAUGACACUGUGGAAGGGGACUUGCAGGGGCUGCAGAAGAUGCUAGUGGCGCUUGGGGAGGAGUGAUUUGAG
This is a messenger RNA of Phialemonium atrogriseum, 1243 nucleotides long. RefSeq lists its product as uncharacterized. Gene Ontology annotation, biological process: protein phosphorylation. The transcript has 2 exons. Lineage: Eukaryota; Fungi; Ascomycota; Sordariomycetes; Cephalothecales; Cephalothecaceae. The record is from RefSeq and is a predicted model, not a curated record. The coding region runs from base 167 to 1237 and encodes 356 amino acids. Gene Ontology annotation, molecular function: protein kinase activity; ATP binding.